AUGUUGAGCCGCAGCGGAGGGGCCAUUCGUCGUCGUCCAGGUACGCUUUACAUUUCAUCGCUCGGGGGUGAACGUUGGGCAGGGCCAUCCUACCUGAAUUCGCCCCCACCACAAGCACUCCCAAUGCCCCAUUUCUUAUCAUCCCCAUCCCCAUCCCUGUCCCCAGCUGGGGAGUGCCCUCCUCCCACACCAAACCACUCUGUUGAGUCUGCGACAAUGGAGCUGCUUCGCAUGCUCAACAUUGAGGUUGAUAAGUAG
Prunus armeniaca (apricot) is the source of this 258-nucleotide messenger RNA. The record is from the annotation of a GenBank genome assembly. Lineage: Eukaryota; Viridiplantae; Streptophyta; Magnoliopsida; Rosales; Rosaceae.